UCCCUUCAUUUUCUUCACUGACAGAGAAUACCUGCACACUUCUCACGCACGCACGCAUACUCUUAAACAGAACCCCACAGCCCACUCCUCAGACACAUACAUCACCCUCCCCCUCUCUCCUAUGGACCUUAUCAUAUCCAUAGCUCCUAUAGACAGUAAGAGAGAGAGACAGAAGAGGACAGAGCAGAGAAAACACAGAGAGAUUUUCCAAGGCCAGCUAGAUCAUACUUUCUCUCACACUAUUAUUUCGCCUUUUUCACCCUGCCCCCUCCUUUCAUCACAUCCCCCACGAGACCACCCCUUAUAAACCCACACACGCUUCCACUCGCUCUCUCAGGUCUUAUAACUAGCCAUGGUCUCAUAAAUUAGACAACUGAGUAACAAAUCCUGUUCAUCCCUUGCAGUAACCAACACAGCCUUGCAUUGUUUAGACGUUUUACGAUGUGGGUUUUGAUAGAUCCUUGAAGAAGCUUGGAACCUCAGCAAUUUCUUUCUUUCUUGGGUUUUCUAUUGAGCUUUGGAUCGACUUCUGUUUUGUCAAUUUGUUGACUUCUGUUUUUGUUUUUCAAUGGAGAGCUACCACCACUUCGACAAUGGUGAUGCCCAUUUGCCUCCUGGAUUUAGGUUUCACCCAACUGAUGAAGAGCUUAUCACCUACUAUCUCCUAAAGAAGGUUCUGGACAGCAACUUCACCGGUAGGGCCAUCGCUGAAGUUGACCUCAAUAAGUGUGAGCCAUGGGAACUUCCAGGGAAAGCUAAAAUGGGAGAGAAAGAGUGGUACUUCUUUAACUUGAGAGAUAGAAAGUACCCAACUGGGCUGAGAACUAAUAGAGCCACUGAAGCUGGUUAUUGGAAGGCUACGGGGAAAGAUAGGGAGAUUUAUAGCUCAAAGACCGGUGCACUUGUGGGAAUGAAGAAGACACUGGUGUUCUACAGAGGGAGGGCUCCUAAAGGAGAGAAAAGUAACUGGGUUAUGCAUGAGUAUCGCCUUGAAGGCAAAUUUGCUUACCACUACCUCUCUAGGUGCUCUAAGGACGAGUGGGUAAUCUCUCGAGUCUUUCAGAAGAGCUGUAGUGGAGCUGCGAGUGGCGGAAGCGGAAGCGCCCCCAAGAAAAACCGCUUCAACACCACUAUCAAUCUCUACUCAGAAGCUAGCUCCCCAUCUUCAGUCUCCCUCCCUCCCCUCCUUGAUGCUACAACUACUCUUACCACUGCUGCAUCUACCACUACUCUCAAUGACCGUGACAGCUGCUCUUACGACAGCCACACUCAACACGAGCACGUGUCCUGUUUCUCCACCAUCGCAGCUGCUGCUUCCGCCGCUGCCAAGCAUAACAGUAAUAACUUUGAUCUUGCUCCACUGCCUCCACCUCCAAUGAUCGAUUCAUUCUCAAGAUUCCCAAGAAACACCGGUGCCAAUGGUUUCCCAAGUUUGAGGUCUCUUCAGGAAAAUCUUCAGCUGCCUUUCUUUUUUUCCUCCCAACCCUCUGCCGCGGCAGUACCACCUUUUCAUGGCGGUGGUGCUGCAAUGAAUUGGAUGGUGAACCCUGAAGAUGGAAGGGUUGAUGGUACCGGUGCUGGUAUUGGAGCUGGCGGAAGGGUGGCAAUGGGUCCUACCGAGCUUGACUGCAUGUGGACUUAUUGAGUUGAAAAGGCAUAUGUGCACCCCUUCUAUGAUAGCUACUAAAUUAUCUUCAAUCUUUGUUCUUCAAUGAUUCUCUGGUACUAUUCAGAUUUCUGUAUUAUUCGGGUUUCUGGUUGUGCCAACUGGACUGAUAUUAGGGCAGGAUAUUUGUAUAUCUUGUUGUUACGUAUCAGGUAUUCAGUAUCACUAGGAUUUUCUGGUUAAUGUAUGAUGACUAUCUAUGCUUUUAAUUUGGAAUAUAAUGGAAUUAAAAUGACUAUGUAAUGGCC
This is a messenger RNA of Populus euphratica (Euphrates poplar), 1914 nucleotides long. RefSeq names its product NAC (No Apical Meristem) domain transcriptional regulator superfamily protein (gene CUC2). Gene Ontology annotation, biological process: regulation of DNA-templated transcription. The coding region runs from base 569 to 1645 and encodes 358 amino acids. The transcript is spliced from 3 exons. NCBI's taxonomy places the organism in Eukaryota, Viridiplantae, Streptophyta, Magnoliopsida, Malpighiales, Salicaceae. The record is from RefSeq and is a predicted model, not a curated record. Gene Ontology annotation, molecular function: DNA binding.